AUGGACGCUCGGCUGUUCUUCUUCCUCGGGUUGGUUCUGCGAACGUGGGCAUUGGAGGCUGUCAGCUCUCGUUCAGCUUCGGCUGAAGUCUCUGCGGACGGUUCCAGCAGAGGCAUGGUGCGGGCUGAAAGAUGGUGGGCACCCAAGGCGCCGCCGGAUGAAAGCCGACCACAGCCCCUGGCGCACACAGGAACGAUCAAUCCUCUGAGCUGCUACGACACGGUGGCUAAGGCGGAGAUCCCCUGCUUCAGCUUUGUGAAGGUGGCCUGCAAGCCCUGGAGCUCCAGCGACUGCGCCUGCGACGAGCAGAAUCCAGUGUGCGUGACGGACAUUUCCCAACGGUCGUCACCGGCGUCUCCCGCUGAUAAGCGCUCGCCCACAGCAACGCAGUAUGCUUGCUGCCCCAAGCCGCCGGAGGAGGAGGACUGGGUGCUACGGAGCAGCUCAUCGCUGACUGCAGAGAAGAUGCACAAUCUUCAAAGCUUCCUGACCUGGGAGAGCAACGCGUUGCAUUGGGCCGUGCAAAACUUGAUUUGCUGCUGGAGCGCCUCGGUGUCUUUGGCGCUGCGGAAGCGCGCGGUGCAGCUUCCGCCGGACGCGGUGUUACGCCGGAAGCUGACCGCCCUGGACCUGACCCUCAUCGGUGUGGGUGCGAGUGUCGGAUCAGGCAUCUUCGUGAUCACCGGCAUCGCAGCGCAGCCCACGGGGCCGGCGGUGUGCAUUUCCUUCCUGCUGGCAGCGAUAAGCAGCAUCUUUAGCGCUCUGUGCUAUGCGGAGCUGGCCGCACGAAUCCCUGUGUCUGGCUCCGUGUACCUCUACGCCUUUGUGGCCUUUGGUGAGUUUAUCGCGCUGCUUUUUGGUCUGAAUGUCCUCAUGGAUUACCACGUGGGCGCGGCUUUGAGUGUGUCCUCCUGUGGCGCUUACCUUCAAAAGUCGCUUGCGCUCAUGAUCGCCCAGGAGCAUUUGCCGAGCGUGCAGGUCCUGACGCUGCUGCUGGUUCUGCUGCUGACAUGCAUUCUCUCAGUGGGUGUGGAGAAUGGCCUGAAGCGGGUCAACGGCUUGCUGGUUUUUGGCAAGGUCAUCAUUGUCAUCUUGAUCAUCAUUGCGGGGUGCACAAAGGUGCAGCCGUCCAAUCUCAGCCCUAUGUUCCCGCAUGGCGUCGGGCCGGUGCUCAGCAUGUCUGCAACCUGCUCCUUCUCUUUCAUAGGAUUUGGAACCGUCACCAAUGCGGCGGAGGAGUGCGUCGACCCUCAACGCGCUUUGCCCAUUGGCAUCACGGUCUCGCUGCUGAUUUGCCGCUUGGUACAUAAUGUUUUCGCUCGUGCUCGUAGGGAUCAUCCCUUUCGAAGAGAUUGA
Messenger RNA from Effrenium voratum, 1356 nucleotides. The record is from the annotation of a GenBank genome assembly. NCBI's taxonomy places the organism in Eukaryota, Dinophyceae, Suessiales, Symbiodiniaceae.